This is a messenger RNA of Doryrhamphus excisus (bluestripe pipefish), 857 nucleotides long. The record is from RefSeq and is a predicted model, not a curated record. Lineage: Eukaryota; Metazoa; Chordata; Actinopteri; Syngnathiformes; Syngnathidae.
ACCGCUGUCAUACUGUACAUGAGGUGUCUCAAGCUACUAAAAAAGCAAGCCAGUGUGUCACGCUCAUGUCAGGUGUUGCAGCGACCUAAAAAUAUCAUGUUAAACACAGAGAGAGCAGUUAGAAUUGCCCUAUGUGUACCCUCCUGUAGACUGUGGAAGAAAGCACACAUGCACACACCAGAUCUUCAAUCUGUAGUCCUGCGUGACUAGGAGACAGGACGGAGGUGACUAUGUCCUCCUGUGUGAUAAAAUCCAAAGGAAAGAACCCCUAUGCAGCUGUCCAGGUGGACCCAGAUAGUGAUUAUAUAACACCAGGUACACUUGACCUGGAGCAGCUCUUCUGGACCGGUCCCAGUGCUGAGUACGCACACGUCAACCAAGUUUGGCCCAACGUCUUCAUAGGGGAUGAGAAGACAGCUCUGGAGCGUCCUGGUCUUAAGGAACUGGGCAUCACGCAUGUGCUGAAUGCUGCAGAGGGGAAGUGGAACAAUGUGCUGACUGGUGCAGAUUACUACACUGACAUGGACAUCCAGUAUUUUGGUGUGGAGGCUGAUGAUAAACCCACCUUCAACAUCUCCCAAUUCUUCUGCCCGGCGACACAAUUCAUCAGCGACGCCCUAAAACAACCACAGAACAAAGUGUUGGUGCAUUGUGUGAUGGGUCGCAGCAGGUCAGCCACUCUGCUCUUGGCCUACCUGAUGAUGGAGCACAGCUUGACUGUGGUAGAUGCCAUUGAGCAUGUGCGACAGCGCCGCUGCAUCCUGCCCAACCAUGGCUUCCUAAAGCAGCUCAGAGCUCUGGACAUUACACUACAAGAGGAGAAGCUCAGAAUAAAAAGACAGAUGCAAGACAUAUAA